Phodopus roborovskii (desert hamster) is the source of this 763-nucleotide messenger RNA. RefSeq names its product GIMAP family P-loop NTPase domain containing 1 (gene Gimd1). NCBI's taxonomy places the organism in Eukaryota, Metazoa, Chordata, Mammalia, Rodentia, Cricetidae. Bases 101 to 754 code for a protein of 217 amino acids. The record is from RefSeq and is a predicted model, not a curated record. The transcript has 3 exons. Gene Ontology annotation, molecular function: GTP binding.
UGGUACCACGCAGUCAGGGGACCAAAGUUCACUUCAAAGAAUAAACUGAACCAGUUCCAAGGAGGUCUGUGAAGAAUAUAUUUGCAAGACUAAAAAAGCUAUGACAGACACCAACAAGAUGAUCGUCAAUCUGGCUGUCUUUGGCAGGACUCAGAGUGGGAAAAGUUCUGCUGGGAAUAUUCUUUUGGGAAGUACUGACUUCUACAGUAGUCUCUCUCCAGGCUCUAUAACCAAAGAGUGCAGCCUGGGCCGCAGUUGUUACCUUCACAGCUUCAUGCGUCGAGGGGGACAAGAAAUAACCCUGCAGAUACAGGUUUUGGACACUCCAGGGUAUCCACACAGCAAGCUGAGCAUGGAACAUGUAAAACGGGAAGUCAAGAAGGCCCUGGCACAUCACUUUGGGCAAGAGGGUCUCCAUCUUGCUCUGCUGGUCCAGAGAGCGGAUGUCCCUUUCUUCGGACAGGAAGCAUCUCACCCAGUCCAGUUGAUUCAGGAACUUCUGGGAGAUUCUUGGAAGAAUCACACUGCUGUUCUUUUUACCCAUUCAGAAAAAAUAGAAGAAGCAGGGAUCAGUGAAGAUGAAUAUUUGCAUGAGGCUUCUGAUACCCUGUUAACUCUGCUAAAUUCCAUUCAGCAGAGGUAUGCUUUCCUGCAUGAAACAGGAAACUCGUGCAAUGAACAAAGAAUUAAAAUCUUAGAAAGAAUCAUCGAAUUUAUAAAAGAAAAUCAUUAUCAAGUUCUUAGUUUUACAUAAAACUUAAGU